Molecule: messenger RNA, 1014 nt
Organism: Penicillium angulare
Lineage: Eukaryota; Fungi; Ascomycota; Eurotiomycetes; Eurotiales; Aspergillaceae
Exons: 4
Coding region: 1-1014 (337 amino acids)
Biological process (GO): transmembrane transport
Cellular component (GO): membrane
Molecular function (GO): transmembrane transporter activity
Source: RefSeq, a predicted model, not a curated record
AUGACGCUGUUGAAAAGAUCUCUUUGGAUUCAUGAUGUGUCUUUCUUUGUUACCAUCGGUACCUUCUUCGCUAUUACUAUUGCCUGUCUAGCCAAAUCAGCCCCAAAUUUCCAGGGGUCGUCACAUGUCUGGUCCACAUUUUUAAAUGACAGUGGCUGGAGUUCUGGUGGAGUUGCCUUUCUCACAGGCCUUGUUACCCCUAACUAUAUGUAUGCUGGAAUUGAUGGAGCGUUGCAUCUUGCCGAGGAAUGCCAAAAUGCCAGCACAGUUGUUCCUAGGGCAUUGAUGAGCACUUUGAUCAUUGGAUUUGUGACAUCCUUCGCUUUCAUGAUCGCGAUGCUGUACUGUACCAAUGACUUGGAUGCGGUUGUUGCAUCGACGACUGGGAUUCCUAUAUACGAGAUGUGGUAUCAAGCCACCAAUUCACGAACCGCAGCGACCAUUUUCAUCGUUCUUCUUUGCUUUGCCGCCACAUUUGCUCUUAUUGGUGCGCAACAAACUGCAUCUCGCCUGACUUGGUCGUUAGCAAGAGAUCGUGCGAUUGUCGGAAGCCAUUGGCUUGGUGAAAUGAAUAGGAAACUUGAUGUCCCUAUUUGGAGUCUUUUGUUCAACUUCAUCAUCAUGUUCAUCAUCGGGUGUAUUUAUUUGGGCUCUUCGACAGCAUUUAAUGCGUUUAUAGGUAGCGGUCUCGUCCUACAGCAUAUUUCGUAUGCCUUCCCCGCCGCCUUGAUUAUGUAUAGGAAGCGAUCUGACUUUUGGUUGCCUCGCACACGUUCGUUCCGCCUGCCGUCGACUGUGGGCUGGAUUUCCAAUAUUGUCACAAUCUGCUUUGCGAUACUGGUAUUGGUAUUUUACAAUUUCCCUACGACGAUGCCGGUCAGUGGGGGGAGUAUGAACUAUACCGUCGCCGUACUUGGUGUGAUGGCGAUAUUUGCGGCUCUAAAUUGGUGGUUUUAUGCGAAGAGGAAAUACCACGGCCCGCGUCUUGUUGAAUCUGAUGAGAUAGAAUCAUAA